Plasmodium adleri (nom. inval.) is the source of this 657-nucleotide messenger RNA. Its product is annotated as Plasmodium exported protein (hyp11), unknown function. Lineage: Eukaryota; Apicomplexa; Aconoidasida; Haemosporida; Plasmodiidae. The transcript is spliced from 2 exons. Bases 1 to 657 code for a protein of 218 amino acids. The record is from RefSeq and is a predicted model, not a curated record.
AUGAAAAAGCCGUAUGUAUAUAUAUACCCUUCUUGGGAACUAAAUAUAUUCAAAAAAUGCAACGAUACCAUAAAAAAAAUAAUAUUAAUUGUUAAUCUAUUUUUUGUCUUUGUUUUUAUAUGGAAUGAUUUUUCUUCACAUCACGUCAAAAAUAUAAGUACAUACGGAAUUAAUUAUGAAUUAUAUCAACACAAUAUUGAAACAAGAUAUGAAAGAAUAUUAACAGAACUUGUUGAACAUCCAUGGAAAAAAAAAAUUUCAUCAUUAGAUAAUACAAGACAAAAUAAUUUUUCUAAUUCAAAGGAUCAUGUUUCUAAUAAUCAAUCAACAGAAGAAAUAGAAAAGACAAAUGAAUUAAGUACCAAUUUAUCUAAACUUUGGAAUGAUAUGAUUAAAAACAUAGAAGAAGAAUAUAAUAAUAAUACUGAUCAUAUGGAUCAUAAAUGGAGAGAUGAUAUGUGGAAUAAUCAAUGGGGGAAAUAUCUAGAUGCAGCUUAUGAUAAUAUUAAUAAACACCUAAAAAAUUAUAAUACCUCUGAAAAUUAUAAAAAAGAUAUUACAAAUAAAUGGAUACAAUGGGCACGUGAAGAUAUUGAAGUUUUUGUAAAUGCAUUAAAAGAUGAAUGGUAUAAAAAUAAUAAUAAUCAAAAUGAAUGA